CAGCAAUGGCGGCCUCCUGUAAAUCAGAGUGGUCACAGAGACUGUUGGCGAAAUAACAUAUAUCUGUCCUUGUGACUCGAGACUCUUUCUUACGCAACUUUGCUAAAUAUGACUGAAUGUCUCAUACAUUUUGCAUGUCUGACAAUGUCAGUUUUGUGACUUUUAUUACGCUGAAUUAACUUGACGACUGCUAAGCGACUCAUUGACAUCCUCAGGCAAAUCAGAAUGACACUAGGAAAGACUGCAGUUCGGGUGGUGAACUUGGGUCGUAUUUCCUAUGGACAGGCACUGCAGGUGCAACAAAAGCAUGUCCGGCAGCAUCUGGACAAAACAUCAGAUGUCCCAAACACUUUACUCCUGUGUGAGCAUCACCCAGUGUACACGAUCGGCAUCAGACAAGCACCAUACCCGCCUGAAGAGGAGGAGAGACUGAAAGGUCUGGGGGCAGAAUUCUUCCGCACUAACCGGGGAGGCCUCAUCACUUUCCAUGGACCCGGUCAGUUGGUUUGUUACCCGAUCCUCAACCUAGGCUGCUUUAAGAAGAGUGUGAGGUGGUAUGUGUGCGAACUGGAAAAGACUGUGAUUGGACUCUGUGGCAAAUUUGGGUUAAAAGCGGCAACAUCUCCAGACACAGGUGUCUGGGUGGGGGACAACAAAAUAUGUGCAAUAGGGAUUCACUGUGGCAGGUACAUAACGUCUCAUGGCAUAGCACUGAACUGCAACACUGAGAUGAACUGGUUUGACAACAUAGUGCCGUGUGGGAUCGUGGGGAAAGGGGUCACCUCCCUCAGUUUGGAGCUGAGCCGGGAUGUCACUGCUGCAGAGGCCACCCCGUACCUCCUAGAAAGCUUCAGCAAGAGGUUCAACUGCCAUGUGCUUCCUGAGAGAGAGGUUUUGUAGACGUGCAGUAUAGCCCAUGACUGUUCAUAACCAUGGAACAUUUUUAUUCAAAUGCAAUGCUUUGACUGCUUUUUGCCUGAACUAUUAGGGUUGCAACAAUUAAUCGAUUAGUUGUCAACUAUUAAAUUAAUCACCAACUUUUUUGGUAAUCGUUUAUUGAUUUGGGUCAUUCUUUUUUUUGGGAAACCAUCCCAGAAUUCUUUGAUUUUACCUCCGUAAACAUAUUUCCUUGAUUUACUUAGUUCCAUUGUUAAAACAUUGUGAUGCCAUACCAUGAGUUUUUUUUUUUGUGUUCCACUGCAAAUGUGCCAUAUUAUAUAGGGAGUGAGAAACGAACUGAACUUCAUUUCAGGUGAAGUCUAAUGAAUAAGUGCUUUAAGAUGGACGGGUGGUAGAUGCAGCUCUCGCAGGGCCACAUGUUGAUUGCUGUUAACAUAAUCAUCUGAUUCCCCCUAUCUUUCCUCAGAUGUCAUUGAUUAAUUAAUCUCACAUAAUCAGGCAAGCAAAGUAUCCCUCCAGAAAAACCCUCCAGUUUGUUGUCUUGCCUAACAUACGGAAAUAAUGAGAAAUACAAAAGAUUUGUUUUUGUAAAACAGUAUUGUAUUGUUAAUACCACAAUGGUAUUUUGUUCAGAUGAGUAAUGAACAAACAACAGUAAAACACCUGCUGCACCUGUAUCUGUGAAUUUUGUUCGAUGUGGGCAAAAAAGGGUUUGCUGUCCGUUCACCAGUGUUCGUUAUGAUGUGCCAUGAUGAGUUAUGGUAAAUUUGAUUGUUAUGACACGCUAGUUUAAAAUGUGGUUUUGUGUGUUAGGGUUGGAUAAGAUGUCCAAUAAUGUUUAUACCUCAAUUACAAUUCACGGUUCACAAUUCCCAUAAUUAUUAAGUAUGAAGUUAGAUAUUUCAUAGUAAUAAGAGACAGAAAGUGUGUUUCAUUAGUAGUUCAUUAGAAAAAUCCUUCACACACAUAUAUUGGGUGCAAAGUCAAAGAUAAUUCAUUAAUUCAUAGUAAUUCAAAGAUAAUUCAUUAAUUCAUAGUAAUUCAUUUCGAGAGACAUAUCAGUGAUGAAGCACUUCUGACCACCAACCUUUUUUCUAUAAUUUAUC
This is a messenger RNA of Alosa alosa (allis shad), 2006 nucleotides long. It is a transcript of the gene lipt2, whose product is annotated as lipoyl(octanoyl) transferase 2. Gene Ontology annotation, cellular component: mitochondrion. Gene Ontology annotation, biological process: protein lipoylation. The transcript is spliced from 3 exons. Gene Ontology annotation, molecular function: lipoyl(octanoyl) transferase activity. The record is from RefSeq and is a predicted model, not a curated record. NCBI's taxonomy places the organism in Eukaryota, Metazoa, Chordata, Actinopteri, Clupeiformes, Clupeidae. The coding region runs from base 226 to 900 and encodes 224 amino acids.